This is a messenger RNA of Plectropomus leopardus (leopard coralgrouper), 1338 nucleotides long. RefSeq lists its product as uncharacterized. The record is from RefSeq and is a predicted model, not a curated record. NCBI's taxonomy places the organism in Eukaryota, Metazoa, Chordata, Actinopteri, Perciformes, Serranidae.
AUGUACCACGGGGGUCGAGCUAUCUGCAACAACUUCAGUGAUGCUGGUUGCAACAUGUCACAGUGCCGCUUUCUCCAUUUCUGCUCCUUCUGGGGAGGAGGCCAUGCACGCCUGACUUUCCACAUCAGACCCCUCGGCAUCGCAACUAGAAAGAAAUGCAUUAGAAUGGAUCUCUCAGCUUCCCAUGGUUGCACCAUCCCUAGCAUUAACAGCCUGAUCCCAAGCAAAGACUUUUCCCUCCACUACGCUAUUGUCAACCAUCCCAUAGCCCUCAUCAACUGUGCCAAGAAAGGGUCCUGGCUCUCUAAAGUGGACAUCACCAGUACUUCCAAGGUUCUCCCCAUUCUCCCUUUGGCUGUAAAACUCUUCAACAUCUUGUCGGAAGCCCUUUGCUGGAUCCUGUCGAACACCCACAACCUUCUGUUCCUUGAUGUCACCCCUCCCUCUUUGCUGGUGGCUUCUGGUCUCACUGCACUCACAUCAGUUUUCUCCAACCUAGGCAUCCCUUUGUCCGCGGAGAAAACCACAUCCCUUGAGUUCCUCGGUGUCAAUCUCAAUACAGAACUGUUUCAGGCCUCACUUCCAACUGAAAAGCUCAGUCACAUCAGCCUUUUGAUCUUGAAUUUUCUCCUUGCCUCGAGCUGCACCAAACAUCAGCUCCUUUCCCUCCUGGGCCACCUCAAUUUUGCACUCUGCAUCAUUCCCCAGGGGUGGGCCUUCAUAACUCACCUGUUAUCUAUCACUUCUUCUGUCACAUGGCUCUUGACCUCCAACUCUCUUGACACAUCAAGCCGUGCCGGGCUCCACUUCUGGCUAUAUCUCCUUGGCAACUGGAAUAGGAUCUCCUUCUAUGACGACCACCUGACUCACCCUCAUGACAUCAACCUGUUCAAUGACACAGCUCCAUCUGCUGGUUUUGGGGGCUUUUACAAAAGAAAAUGGUUUGUAGACGAAUUGCCCACAGAGCUGGAAAGAAAAUACCAGGUCACUUUAUCUUCUCUCUACAAGAUCUACCCCAUUAUAAUCAUUGCCACCUUUUGGGGCUACGAGUGGUGCCGCAAAUCUGUCCUCAUCUACUCAGACAAUCUCGCAGUCGUUGAUAUCAUAAACAAAGGUUGCUCCAACUCCCCAUCUAUCAUGCCGUUCUUGUGUCAGCUAACCUGGCACUCCUUCACACACCAGUACAUUCUCUGCACAGCUCACGCUCCAGGCCACUUCAAUGCUAUCGCUGACUCACUCUCUCGUUUCUCUUUUCAGAAGUUCAGAAGCUUGGCCCCUUAUGCAGACAAACACCAAAUUCCGGUUCCUCCAUAUUCGGCCUUGACUUUCAACAUUUAA